UCCCGCUACACACCCGGGCGUAAUUUGACGACGGACCAGCCCGCUUCCGGUUCAGUUGUCAACAGAAAUAGCUCCACGCGUGUUUGCAAACAGCCAAAAUGCCGAAGGCUCAGAAAGGGAAAGUGUCGGAGAAGGUCGUCCACCCGUUCAGCAGGAAGGCUGCGUACCUCGCCCGGGAAGAGAUCCGACUGAAGAAGAAAGAAAGGCAGAAGAACGACAAGGCGUCGCGCCUGAGCAACAUUGGUGAGAAGCUGCUGUGGUUUCAGGGACAGUUGGAUCCAGAAAAGACGACUUACACCAGGAAAGAUGCCUGUGACGUCACUGAGAGGUACCUGCAAAGAUUUGAUUCUGAACUCGAGCAGAUCGAGUUGAUGAAUGGGAUCAAAGGUCGCCAGGGUCGUCUCCAUGGUGCCAGAGAGGCUGUCGUCAAACAGACCAUUGAGCGGGAGCGAGCGCAGUACGAGGGCGUCGGAUUUGAGAUCCCUGACAUCAUGAAUGCAAAGCAUCUGAAAACAUUCAGAGAGUGGACUGGCGAUCUGAAGAAACUUCCAAAUAUCAAACUGCGAAAGGUUUCCAGCAAAGGACAGGACACGAAUAACGAGAGGGAGGAGGAGAAACACGAGGCAGGAGAGGACGAGGAUGAGGACGACUGCAGUGAUUUGGAUGACGAGCAGGGGGGCGAGAUGGUUCAGACGUCCGACUCCAAAUGAUUCUGCAAGUUUUUGGCAUUGUCUUAGUAUGAACGCAUCAUUCAGGACAACUGAACAUCAGACGGCCUUCAGCAAAGACUGAGAUGCUGCUACUCCAUUACUGUCCAGAAGAUGGCGCCACACUACCAGAUAUGGAAACAUCUUUUUUUAAAUCAGCCUGCUCUCUCUCCAAACCUUCCCAAUGCUUAAUAAUGUAACAGCAGCCUGUGAGGGGUUCUACAUUCAUUGUUUAUUACAUAAACAAAUAUGCAUCAUGUUACCUGAACAAUCCAUUUUAUCCAGUCAGAGAUAAUAAAAAAAACAAAGUUGUUUUGACAAAGA
Messenger RNA from Scophthalmus maximus (turbot), 1031 nucleotides. RefSeq names its product translation machinery associated 16 homolog (gene tma16). NCBI's taxonomy places the organism in Eukaryota, Metazoa, Chordata, Actinopteri, Pleuronectiformes, Scophthalmidae. Bases 99 to 710 code for a protein of 203 amino acids. Gene Ontology annotation, cellular component: nucleus. The record is from RefSeq and is a predicted model, not a curated record. The transcript has 7 exons.